Leptopilina heterotoma is the source of this 861-nucleotide messenger RNA. Its product is annotated as F-box/WD repeat-containing protein 1A-like. The record is from RefSeq and is a predicted model, not a curated record. Gene Ontology annotation, molecular function: protein binding. The coding region runs from base 1 to 861 and encodes 286 amino acids. Lineage: Eukaryota; Metazoa; Arthropoda; Insecta; Hymenoptera; Figitidae. The transcript is spliced from 2 exons.
AUGUUUAAUUCUAUUUCAUCAAUUGCAAAAGAAAUUGAUGAUAAUUGGAGAAACAAAGAAAUUUGUGUCACUCAAUAUGAAACAGAAGUGAAAAAGGCCAAAGGCGGCCACAGUGCUGCAAUAUUGGGAUUGAAAUUUUAUAAUCAAAAUUAUCUCAUUUCCUCUUCGUGUGAUAAGCAAAUUAUUGUACGGAAUACAGAAGAUGGUGAAAUAAUACAAAUCCUAAGGCAUCACACUGAUAAUGUAAUGGACAUAGCUUUAAAAGAUAAUACAUUAAUAACGGCCAGUAAGGAUUGUUCACUUGCAGUAUGGACAAUUAUUUCUCCAAAAAUAUUCGAUAGGCAAAUUUCUUUGAGACAUGAAAAUUCAGUAAAUGUUGUCGAUUUAAAUGAAAAAUAUAUUGCGUCAGGCAGCACUGACACAACAAUAAAAUUGUGGAAUAGGUCCACAUUUAGGAUUCAUUCCACUCUAACAGGACAUAUUCGAGGUAUUACCUGCUUAAAAUAUGAAAAUAAUAUAAUUGUUAGCGGCAGCGCUGAUCAAACUAUUCGAAUAUGGAAAGUAGACACGCUUUGUUGCCUCAAAGAGUUAAAAGACCAUUAUGAAAUGGUCAGAAGUAUAACUUUCAACGAAAAGUACAUAAUAAGCGGAUCAAAAAAUGAAAAAAUAAAAAUUUGGGAUAUGGUAGCUUGUCUCGAUCCUACGUCUAAUCCAAGAGAAUUGUGUUUUCGAACGUUGAACGCAAGUAAUGGAUUAAUAUUAAAAAUCAAAAUGGAUGAUCACAAAAUAUUAUCGUCUGCUAAUGAUGGAAAGAUUAAAAUUUGGGAUUUUUGGAAAACUGAUGACGAAUAUCAUAAUUAA